This is a messenger RNA of Trichomycterus rosablanca, 1339 nucleotides long. It is a transcript of the gene sbds, whose product is annotated as SBDS ribosome maturation factor. Gene Ontology annotation, biological process: ribosome biogenesis; cytosolic ribosome assembly. The transcript is spliced from 5 exons. The coding region runs from base 66 to 818 and encodes 250 amino acids. The record is from RefSeq and is a predicted model, not a curated record. NCBI's taxonomy places the organism in Eukaryota, Metazoa, Chordata, Actinopteri, Siluriformes, Trichomycteridae.
CAAGAGCUCCAAAGAAGAAGACAAGCGCUACUGCGUAGUCUCGCGUUGAUCCGAACAGAACCAGAAUGUCGAUAUUUACACCAACUAAUCAGAUCCGCCUCACUAACGUGGCGGUGGUGAGAAUGAAGAAAGGAGGAAAGCGAUUUGAAAUCGCCUGUUACAAAAAUAAAGUGAUGAGCUGGAGAUCGGGAGCAGAGAAAGAUCUGGACGAAGUUCUUCAGACACACACAGUGUUUAUCAAUGUGUCAAAGGGUCAAGUGGCCAAAAAGGAGGAUCUGUCCAAAGCAUUCGGAACAGAGGAUUUAACUGAGAUCUGCAAACAGAUUUUGGCAAAAGGAGAGCUGCAAGUGUCUGAUAAGGAGCGCCAGACUCAGCUGGAGCAGAUGUUCCGGGAUAUUGCGACAAUUGUGGCAGAGAAAUGCGUGAAUCCGGAAACCAAGCGCCCAUAUACAGUAAAUCUGAUAGAAAGAGCGAUGAAGGACAUUCACUACUCAGUGAAAGCCACUAAGAGCACAAAACAACAGGCACUUGAAGUGAUCAAACAGUUGAAGGAGUCCAUCCAGAUCCAGAGAGCCCACAUGCGGCUUCGCUUCAUCCUGCCAGCCAAGGAUGGGAAGCGGCUGAAAGAGAAGCUGAAGCCCCUGUUGAAGGUGGUGGAGAGCGAAGACUUCGAUGAUCAGCUCGAGAUGGUGUGUUUGAUUGAUCCGGGCUGCUUUCGGGAGAUCGACGAGCUGAUUCGCUGCGAGACGAAAGGCAAAGGCUCGGUGGAGGUGCUCAGUCUGAAGGACGUCGAAGAAGGCGACGAGAGACUCGAAUAAUCCACGACACUGCACACACACCCCUUACAUUGUUUUUUAUGUAUCUUAUGUUUAGUCAAUUUAUAUACUUACAUAUAAUAAUAAUAAUAAUAAUAAUAAUUUAGCAGCAUCUGCUGUGUCUUGCUUGAUGGACCAGUAAUUAUAUCUUUAUAGUUCAUACAUGCAAGUAAUUCUAUCAGAGGCUUAAACGACUUGAUGGCAGGAAAGAAAAAGUCAGAGUCAAAUCACAAUGAAUGUUUAUUUUCUGUGAAAAUUGAAGUAAUUUGUGUGCUUGACUUGAAAAAAGUGGUCUGAUUUAUUAAAACACAUACCAGUACAACUUGUUGUACAGCAUAAAAAUGAUAGUAUCUGUACUUGCAUAUUUGCCAACCAGCUUCUGCCCCCCUUGCAUUACCCCUGCCCCUCGUUCCAGAACCCACAUAUAUCAAGAAUGCCACAAUAUCUGACACUUUACACACAGCUUCUGCUACCAAUGUCUAAAAUAAAAAUAUUUACUAAAAAGUGCACUUAAAUGAUAUUAA